Molecule: messenger RNA, 1347 nt
Organism: Aspergillus ibericus CBS 121593
Lineage: Eukaryota; Fungi; Ascomycota; Eurotiomycetes; Eurotiales; Aspergillaceae
Product: WD40 repeat-like protein
Exons: 1
Coding region: 1-1347 (448 amino acids)
Molecular function (GO): protein binding
Source: RefSeq, a predicted model, not a curated record
AUGAUCUACCUGCCCGAGAACAUUGGAGGCUGGAUACGGGGCUAUCCGAAAUCAUGGGGCCAAGAGAGGGCCAAGAUCCAGGUGGAGAGAAAUGCAAGCACCUUGGCCAUCAGCCCAGAUGAGAAGUUUAUUGCUGUUGGGGCGGCCAAGAAUAUUUACCUCUAUGAUGUGGCGACGCAGGAGCGGGUUGAGGUGUUGAAACGACAUACCAAGGAGGUGAGGGCGGUGCGGUUUGCUCCGAAGGUGAUGAAUCGUCAGGAUGUUGGUUAUGUGUUGGUCUCGGAAGGGGAGGGGGUGGAAGGGGCCGAGGAAAGCGAGGAAAGUAAGGAUAGUGAUGACUCGGGUAGCGGGGAUUCGAAGACGCUGUUCCAGUGGGAGCUGGGAUCGACGGGGAGAUUGGUAUUGAGAGAGAAACCGGUGGAUAUCGACGCCUUGACCACCAAAGCAUUGCAGCUUCUGGAAUCCGAGUUGACGGGCGAGCACGGCUGGAACCCGGCCGAAAAGGCCAUGGCCAUUAUCCACGAUGAUGUGAAAUUGGCUCUUCGCGAUGCCGUCCACCUGCACGAACGAGAUCAGUUUAGCAUCAAUGGCCGACUGGCCCCGUUCGGUAGUCCGACCUUCAGUGCGGACGGACAAACCCUGAUCUAUCUGGACCAGGAGGCGUCCUGCGUCAAUCUGUAUCAUCUGGAGAGCCAAUCCCUCCGCCACCAACUGCGCGGUCAUACCGACGCCAUCACGUGGGCUGGGAUGAGCCCCGACAACACGCGGGUGGCGUCGAUUGUAGUGGACGGCACGGCACAGAUCUGGGACGCCAGCUCAGGAGCCUGUCUCCAUGUCCUGGGCGCCGUGGGCGGCAAGCUCUGGUGCGGUGCCUUUUCCCCGGAUGGCAAAUACCUGGCGGUCAGCCAGGAGAAACCGGAGCUUUGCGUGCACGUCUACCACAUGGAGACGGGAAAGCCCAUCACCACCUGCACGGAGCUGCAGACGUCGAUCAACUCUUUGAUCUGGAGUCCGAACGGAAAGCUCCUGGCCGGCGAAGGUCCGACCAGCUGGCUUGCUCUCUGGGACCCAUUCACGGGAGUGGACCGAAUGCCUGCCUGUUUGAGAUCUCUUUACCCGGAUGUGAAACGGAUGCGGUUCGCCCAGGGGGGUCGAAAGCUGCUCGUUCAGUCCCGAGAAGGCACGGUUGUGGGGCAUGAUUUGGAGAUCGAUCUGAAGCUGCAGUUGAGGAGGGCGCGGGGGAGGAUCAUUGAGACUGGUCUUUGCUCGGAUAUGGUGGGUUUGGGGGAUUCGCGACUCCUGGUCGUGUUGGACCGGGAUGGAUUCUUGCGAUUGUGGGAUCUGUGA